CUCGUAACGGACUAUAUCCUGGGAGCUGUCUCAUCCCUCGUUGUCUACGAGUUUUUGAUUACCAUCUCCAAUGAAAUUGACAUGGUGUGGAAGAGACCUGUCACCGUAUCUGCCGUGCUACUUGGCUCAGUAAGAUGGUGCAUGCUCCUCACGGUGAUAUUCGAACUCGCGCCAACAACUCCCAAUAACUGCAUACCGCUUACAAUCCUGGUCCCCGUGUUCUUCUUGAUUGGCUACGCUCAGACCGCAUUAUUUUCUGCCCUGCGCGUCUUCGCGAUCUGGAAUAGGAGCCACAUCUGGUCACUAGUAGUGUUCGUGCUGAGUAUGGUACCGUUCAUAACGAACCUGGUCGCCGCGACAAUGUCGAAGUACACUGCCGUCGCGGAUCCGAUCUUCGGCACGACAUGCGCCACAAAGUUCACAUUCUCUGUGCAGGCAAAUAACAUACUGAUAUACAUCACCCGCAGUUCGCUCAUCCUUGCCGACACAAUUGUGCUUGUUCUGACGUGGAUCAAGACAUUCGGAAAUUGGAGGCGUGCCCGCAGUGUCAACGUCCAGGUGUCGCUAACGACGUGUCUACUGCGUGACGGUCAGCACUGUCUAUUUCAUAGCUUUGUUAGCAGUAAAUAUAGCUCAGCUGCUAACUUACAAUUUUGCGGUAGGUCUCCCGGGCCAACAUGAAUUAGGUCACCCGUAGCAUCGUUUAUUGAGACUCUGCCUCCGAUGCUCAUCCAUCGCUUCAUGAUUAACCUACGAACGGUCGACCUGGAGGUGCUGAAUUACUCUACACAUAUUACUAAUCUACAGCAAAAUCAAUGUGCGGUGCAGUUCAGAAAGCCAACAAAUCGGCUGGGUAAUAUUGGAGAGACGCUGCAGAGUGGUUGGGAUGACGACGAGCCCGCGGACGAAGAGAUUGACCGCGCAGAAGUGGAUGGGGCGGGACGGUGCGAGAAUAGCGCAGAGGCAUGAACUGACGCCAACA
This is a messenger RNA of Phanerochaete carnosa HHB-10118-sp, 982 nucleotides long. RefSeq lists its product as uncharacterized. The annotation marks the transcript as partial. NCBI's taxonomy places the organism in Eukaryota, Fungi, Basidiomycota, Agaricomycetes, Polyporales, Phanerochaetaceae. The transcript is spliced from 12 exons. The record is from RefSeq and is a predicted model, not a curated record.